UCACCGGCUAUUGAUAUCAGUGGUGAUACUAAUCACCAACAUCGCCACGCUGCAAAGCAUCACCAAGAUCCCAACUUCUCCGCCACCGGACCUACCAUCACCGAUAUCACCGUCCACUUCAACAACAUGAUCAACACUUACCGAUAUAUGCUUGGGGCACUGGGGCAGUUGUGGUGGGGAUGGCGUACAUGAUGCUACAACGAUAAGUCAAAGAGUAGACGCUUGUACGUUGUCUUGCCACUGUUUUUAGUAACGUAAUUUUUAUGUAUUAUAUUAAAGGGUGGAAUUAGCGUUAUUACUAAUUUUGUUGCAAUUUAUCGUAUCAUUAUCAACUAUUUUGUGAGGU
This is a messenger RNA of Linum tenue, 346 nucleotides long. The record is from the annotation of a GenBank genome assembly. NCBI's taxonomy places the organism in Eukaryota, Viridiplantae, Streptophyta, Magnoliopsida, Malpighiales, Linaceae.